This is a messenger RNA of Tripterygium wilfordii, 1535 nucleotides long. RefSeq names its product E3 ubiquitin ligase BIG BROTHER-related-like. The transcript has a single exon. Gene Ontology annotation, molecular function: ubiquitin protein ligase activity. Gene Ontology annotation, biological process: protein ubiquitination. NCBI's taxonomy places the organism in Eukaryota, Viridiplantae, Streptophyta, Magnoliopsida, Celastrales, Celastraceae. The coding region runs from base 209 to 1318 and encodes 369 amino acids. Gene Ontology annotation, cellular component: cytoplasm. The record is from RefSeq and is a predicted model, not a curated record.
AAGUUCCUCGCGAAGGGAGAUUUGGCAAAUGUCUCCUCACCGUCACCACCAUACACUUUGGGACACCGACGACGAUCUCCACCAAAACUUCUAGUGCCCUCCGGUAUCCGACGACCUUAUCUCCCAAUCCACCACCCUUAAUAUCGACGAAGACGACGUCGUCUCUGACUUAGAUUUAUUGGGCCGUGAGAAUCAGGUUUCGUUUCUAAUGGAUCUCUUCCACCAGCGCGUAGAGCAGUCUCAGGUCAUGGGUUAUCCUGAUUUUCAUCACGAUUCUUUUACAGAUUCUGAUUUCGGCGUUGUUGGAGGGAACUGUGAGGUUGUUAUUGAUAAUUUGGUGCUCGAUUUCGGGUUAGGGUUAGGAAUCGAUCUGGAGAUUCACGAUGAUUGUGUGGGUUUUGAAGAUAUCAUCGGGUAUGAUCAAUAUGAGCCUGAGAGUAAUACACUUGAUGAUGGUUACUUUGGGGAUAGGGGAAUCUCUGAGUUGGAAUUCGGUGAUGCUGUGUCGACUGUGAGCGUGGAAAUUGAAAACUUUGGGGGUGAUAACGUUGGAGUCGCCAGGUUCUUUUCAGAUUCAGACUCAGACCUUAACGAUUUAGCACUUGGUAUCGAUCUGCAUUCGGUCGAAGCGGACGACUACGGUUUUGAUCACGAUGAUGAUAUUGCAAGCGUUCCUCUCUGUUUGGGACCUCUCAUGCUGGAUGAUCGCGGAGAGCCUGAAGAGGAGGUUGAUUUUGGUUGGGAGGAAGUUGAUGGCGGUGUCGAUGAGAGGGAGUUUCUGGGCAUGGUGUUAGACCCGGCUGACGAUGAGGAUGAUGUAUCCGUCUCGAUUUCAGACCCAGAACAGCCCGAGGAUUUGGUGAGCGUGGAGAGGACAGGAGUCGUGGGUAAUCUGGAAUGGCAGGUCUUAUUGAACGCCCAUAAUUUCGAGGUAAAUCCUGAAGAACAUAUGCAUAACGUUGAGCCUUUUUUUGGCGAUACUGUUGAGUAUGACAUGCUGUUUGGGCAAUUUGCGGAGAAUGAGAGUGCCCCAUUGGGUCGGCCCCCUGCUUCAAAAUAUGUUGUGGAGAAUCUGCCUGAAGUUGUCGUAAAUGCAGAGGAUGUGGAGAACAACAAUGCACUUUGUGCUGUUUGCAAAGACGAAAUUAAUGUUGGUAAGAAAGCCAAGCAGCUUCCAUGUGAGCACAAGUACCAUGGGGACUGCAUUCUGCCAUGGCUGGGGAUUAGGAAUACUUGUCCUGUGUGUCGGCAUGAAUUGCCCACAGAUGAUGUAGAAUACGAAAGAAGGAAGGCACAGAGUGCUGGCCAUGGUCUAUGAAGUUCAUGGUAAUAUAUUGUUCAUGGAUUAUUUUGGAGUUUUGUUUGUUUGAACCUCAGGUUAUUAACAAUGUAGACAUUUAAUUUUUCCUGUUCUUGUGAGAAUAACGAGAUCCUUUGUUGGUUAUCAUGCUUUAUGUGAAGAAUGUGAGUAUUGGAACUUCUCUGUAUUGAGCUUUUUGCUAUAGUAUUUUCCAUGAGUUUUGCAUUGGUGAUUU